This is a messenger RNA of Penaeus chinensis, 2830 nucleotides long. RefSeq lists its product as uncharacterized. NCBI's taxonomy places the organism in Eukaryota, Metazoa, Arthropoda, Malacostraca, Decapoda, Penaeidae. The record is from RefSeq and is a predicted model, not a curated record. Bases 78 to 1190 code for a protein of 370 amino acids. The transcript is spliced from 6 exons.
AGCACGUGGGAAAUUCACCCAGUUGUCAAGGAACACUUCUCCGUCUAAGUCCCAUCCCCUUUGUCUCUCCAAGAAUAAUGGCUACUGGAAGGGCAAGGAGAAAUGAAUCGGAUUUGGCCGAGAUGUCACUCUCGGACUUCCUCGAAAGGGACGUGUCUCCGCCGGCGCUUCGAGAGGACUUCCACUUCCUGGCGAGGCCGGCCGACCCCGUCGCCCGCAGGGGGAGAAGAGAACAAACCCGAGGGCGCGGCAGCAGCAGCAGCAGGGGGGGCGGGGGGCGUGGGAACCGAGCAGCAGCGCCCUCGAAACCCAGGAAGGAGGGCGUGCGGGCGGGCGUGAUGGUAGCGCAUGACCCCCCGCCCGUAAAGCCCCUCCGACAGAGGAAUGCCUUGGUCUCUCAGGGCGAGUCAAUUCUCACUAUGGGACUGCACGAGGCUAAGAAGGUGAAGGAGAACGUCGGCAGAUCGGAGGGCGACGGCGACCUGGAGGCGGUGCUAACGAACGGCCAACAGCAGGAGGAAGUCAGCUUCGUCUACCGCCAGAAGAUGUCCUUCUCGGCCGGUCAGCGAUGUCACUUUUUCCCCGUGGCGGAUCUUUUUGACGUCCGACGCGAUACUGUACUUAAGCUGUUAGUGGGUCUACUGAAUGCCGGAGAGCGAGGGGUCGUGUAUAUGGGCGUGGCAGAGGAUGGCACUGUUCAUGGGAUCACUGCCGAUGCCCAGAUGGUGGCACAGUUCGUGCAUGGAAUCAUGAAUACUGUCAAGUUCUAUCUGAUGCCACGGCUUCAUGUCCCGCAGUAUGGCGUCCGCUACACCAACGUGACGGCGAGCAGCGGCCACAUCCUGAAUAACGUGUGGGUGGUGGAGCUGCAUGCCGUUCCUCAGAUGGAACACUACUACAAUCCGAUAAUGGACAUGGCCUACUACAUCCGCCAGGGCACGACCACCAAGUCCCUCUCCUUCAUGGCCUUCUGCCACGCCAUCGUCGCCCAGACCGCCGAAGACAUGGACGAGGAAGUCAAGAAGCUCCAGGACCGCGUGACCCGUCUGGAGAAGGCGCUGGAGGAGGCGGGCGUGGACAUCUCCUCCGUAGGGCCCCAUGUAUGCUCUCUCUGUUACUUCAAUGACUGUCCGACGCAGUGUUACGGCAAGAAAGCUGUCGGGGAGGAAGUCUUUCGGUGCUCUUCUUAAAUAGCAGAAUGAGAAUUAUUACCUUCGUUGAACAAAGGCGCGGAUGGCAUCUUCAUGAAUAGCAUAACGUGAAUUAAGGGCUUUGUGAAUUAAGAAAAUAACACGAAUAACGGCUUCGCGAAUAGCAUAACACGAAUAGCAGCUUCGUUCGUCAGAGUAAUCCGAAAACCUUCCUUUAUACAACAGAUUGUGAAUGAAAUUUCGACAUUCCGAAGCAUGCACGGUAUUUUAUCUUCAGUACUAUUAAACACUUGCAUAUGACCUUUUCCCGAACUAUGAAGGUUGCUAUGACUAUUAAUACGUCCGUUAUAGUGAGGUCGUCACUAUAAAGAUUAAUCUAGUCACUACAGUAUAUGAGUUCAUCUACUUCAUCUACUUCAAGUAAGGAUACAUUAAUAAUAAUUAAUAAUCAAGAAAGCGGGACAGAUUAAUAGCAUGGACCGUCAGAGACUGAAUGGAGGAAUGGAGGGGGGAUGUGAUAAAGAGAAAGAUGAAAGAGAGACAAACUCGUGAGGAAAACAAGAGGAAAUAAAGGAUGGGAAAAUGGAAUACGUGGAGAUGAAAGAGAAACGAAGGGAAAAAUAGAUUAAAGACAGAGAAGAAAAACAGUUAACUCGAGAAGAGGACAUUAAAAUUAGAAGCAGAAAUUUAAAAAUAAAAAGAAAAUGUGAAUAUGGAAUAAACACUGAUUACGAUAAACGAUGAGACAAAGGAUAAAAUAAAAGAAUUAAAAGAUAAAUACGUAAUUUCGUGUUUCUGUGUUGUAUAUCUCUAUCAUGCACGUACAGACUUUUAUACGUGUGUUCCUGCUCAUGCGCGUGUGCAUGUUUGUGCGUGUGCAUGUGCGGUAUUAUGAGUUUAUAUCCCUUGAGCAUAAAGGAGAGAAGUUAGCUAAUAAUGAGAGUGCCAACAAUUUUCUAAGGUACUUUGAUCUCUCGCUUGACCUUAAAAAAUUUUCCCUCGCCGUCCGGGCAGUCAUGCAAGACUCCGACCGAAGUUUUAAGUCAUGCAGAACGUGUUCCUGUUAUCAGUUUAUUUAAAUUGUGUUCUCUAUACAGAAGCAGUAGAUGAUUAGUUCUCCCCCCCCCCUUCUGUUUUGCAUGUCUGAGCACGGCGUAACUCUGAUAUAAUAUUUUAGUAGUAAUUAGAGGGAAUUAUGAUUUUCGACAUUUCUGUGUUUGUAUAAUGUUAAUGAUACUGUUUUUUUCCCCCGAGUCAUGUUAAAUUCAUCGGGAGCAGUCGGGUGUAUGUGUACCCUUAAAUAUUUUUUUUUUUUCUCAUUUCCAUUUUUUUAUCAAGAUAAUGUCAAACUUUUUGUUUUGCUGUUAUGUACAUAAUAUUAAUGUAAUGUAAGAGGAGAAUACGUAGCGUGUGUUUGCAGCUGAUUCCGUAUGCAUUGCUGUAUCUUCAAGAGCUUCAGCACAUUUCAGGAAAAUCUCUUUUUUUGGCUUUUUCAAUACGCCGCCGAGGCUGUAAUUGAGAGCCUCGGCAUAAAUGCUCUUAAUUAAUCAGCGCCGUGUGUGUGACAGCGAGCGGUUUGGCGCGAGGGUUGCAGACGGCGCCGAAAUUUCGAGGUUUUUCUUCUUCUAGGAAAGAUAUAUUUUGUUUUUGUUUUUGUAUUAAAGGAUAAUGAAAGGAAG